Ceratitis capitata (Mediterranean fruit fly) is the source of this 2426-nucleotide messenger RNA. RefSeq names its product muscle-specific homeobox protein tinman. Bases 629 to 2224 code for a protein of 531 amino acids. Gene Ontology annotation, biological process: regulation of transcription by RNA polymerase II; cell differentiation. The record is from RefSeq and is a predicted model, not a curated record. Gene Ontology annotation, molecular function: DNA-binding transcription factor activity, RNA polymerase II-specific; RNA polymerase II cis-regulatory region sequence-specific DNA binding. The transcript is spliced from 3 exons. Lineage: Eukaryota; Metazoa; Arthropoda; Insecta; Diptera; Tephritidae. Gene Ontology annotation, cellular component: nucleus.
GAACAGCUUCAUUGUGAUUGGUGGUUUGACAGCCAUUUUUAAAACACACGCAACCAACUUACCCAACUAAACACAGCAUUUGGUUAAGAAACGAGCAACUAAAGGGUUUGACUUGCGAAUGCAAAGCAAAUAAGAAAACGUGUUGCCUACAACAUGGGCCUGUUGCUUGCAUACAUACACAUACAUAUGGGCUGUUGUGCAUCAACGAAUACCAACUGACACAUGGGCUCAGCGAGUUGUGUUGAGUGUUUUGGCUUACAGUUAAUUAUCAGAAGAAGGCAGUCAAUCGGAACCAGUCGAGCGGCCAGUCCGCAUUGAAAUUAUAACGCGUUAACAUUUACCGUAACGGUAAACAAUGUAAAUUGCAAUAGAUUAUUUAUAAGUGCAUUCAAGUAUUUACAUACAUAUGCACAAGUACGUACAUACUCGUAUGUAUACGGAAAAGCAGAUUUAUAGUGCGUAGCUUAACUAGUCAUCUAGUCAGUGCAGGUGUGCGAUUAAAACAGCAGAAAAAUAUAAUAUAUACAUUUUUUUUCGUUCGCAAGCACGUGUAUUUGUGCGAAACACUCAAGUGGACAGUGCAAAGUGCCAAAACAAGUGAAAAGUGCCGUCGUCAUAACCGAACAAUAUGCUACAACAUCAACAGCAGUCACAGGUGUCACAAGGAUACUACGAUUACAACCAGUCCAGUCCAACAAAUUCAUUUACUAAUUCCGAUUCCCUAAAUACAACGCCAUUUUCAGUUAAGGAUAUACUGAAUCUGGUGAAUCAGAACGAGAAUUAUGAAGUAUUCGGCUCAAUGGAGAGUCCCAUGCAUAGCGAUUCUACACCGGCAUCUUGCGUCAACGAUUACGACACAGCAAUUUACCAGGAAACACAAGUUAUGUCGCAUAUUCAAGUGCCCACCAUGACGGCGGCGUCUAUGGCAGCAGCGGCAGCGGUUGGAGCAAGUGCCACAGCAUCCGGUUACCAGUAUCCUCAUCACCCUCACCCUCACCCUCACCCUCACCAUCCUCAUCAUCAUCAUCAUCAUCCUCCGCAUGCGAAUUUCGGUGAAUAUGCUACAGCUCCACAUGCCGUAGCCGCGUCCGCUACUUAUCCACCCCACCUCCACGCACAUCCUCAUAGCCAUCCAGGAGCGCAUACAACACAUCCACCUCAUUCACACCCACAUACACAUCACGUACCUCCUUACCAUCAGCAUUACGGCACACCGGUCCAAUGGUAUAUGCCCACACCCGGCGUGACCACCAAUCCAAAUGCCAUGUGCCCGCCUGCCGUCAGCAGUGUUUCGCCAAAUUCGUCGACGGCAGCGACGUAUGGCGUAAUGGCCACACAUCCAACUGCAUACAAUUAUAAUUAUCAAAAUCCAGGUGAUGCUUACAUGAAUGGCAUAAAUGGCGUUGGCAACAUCGAAAUCGCCAGCAAUAAAAGUGACUAUGCGUCCACGCCAUAUGUAACGCCAUCGCCCACCUUGGAUCUGAAUAGCUCGACGGAGGUGGUGGGCGAUCCACACACCGGUACAUCUGCUAUGCCAGCGAAACUGACAGCGUUGCCGUCGAAGAGUAGUGGUAGUCAUAGCAAGUCGAUUGUGCCGACGCAGCAAACUUUACAAAAUUUAAUGGACACCACAAAUAACAAUGGCCCAUCGCUACAGCAUAUGACCAAUAGUGGGGCAAACGGAUUGGGUAAUAUGAAUGGAAGUUUGGGCGCACAAAAAAGUGUUUCGAGCAGUGCGCAAGCAUCUGGGGAAAAUGUGGCGGGGAAUAGUGGCGUCGGUGGUAGUGGAGAAUGUGCAGUUUCCAAGCGCAGGGACAUUUCCCAAGUCACCUCCUCCCGUUCGGAAUUGCGUAAAAAUGGCAAACCGCGUUGCAAACGCAAACCGCGCGUACUCUUCUCUCAAGCGCAAGUGCUGGAGCUGGAGUGUCGCUUUCGCAUGCAAAAGUACCUGACAGGUGCCGAACGUGAAGUUAUCGCACACAAACUCAAUCUAUCGCCAACGCAAGUGAAAAUUUGGUUUCAAAAUCGUCGCUACAAAUCGAAACGUGGAGAAAUUGAUGGUGACGCAAUCACGGUGAAAUUGAAAGCGGACAGUGCAGCGAACGUAAUGACAGCGGCGGUGACAUCCGGCGGCGUUAUGUGGGGCCAAUUGCAUCGUCAACAUCAAACACAUCCGCAACAGGCGACGGUGCAGGCGACGAUGCAGGCGAUGCAUCAUUCAUAACACACGCAAGAAGAGCGGUAUGCAGGCAAAUACAUAAUCAAUGUUUUUUAUAUAUAUGUAUACAUAAGUAUAUUUAAUUGUGUGCAAAUACAUACAUAACUUUAAAUUAUUUAGCAUUUCUUAAAUAAAGUAUUGAUUUUUACGUUUCGAAAUAUGCUAAUGCCUUUCAAAUAGUAUUAACAUUUAAUAGUUUAAUGCAUAA